AUGGAAGUUCAGGCAGCCCUAGGAAUGAUUUUGUUGUUCCAUCCGGAGAGAUGCCUAAAGAAGCCAGGAGAAAAGGUCAGGAAAAGCAAGUUCCAGAAAGAGGUUUUGAAGAAGAUAUAUCAAGCAACACCAUAUCCAACAUGGGAGAACAAGAUUGAUAUCGGGAUCUUAAUAUCCUUAUCACCAAGAGCAGUGGAUAUAUGGUUCCAGAACAAAAGACAUAUCAGCAAAGGAAAGAAUCAAAGCAUUGAUGAGAAUGCAGACUCCAAGGCAAUUGACCUGUGGGAGAUUAUGUCCAUUGUUAAGAAUACACCAAGGUAUUGA
Molecule: messenger RNA, 324 nt
Organism: Encephalitozoon intestinalis ATCC 50506
Lineage: Eukaryota; Fungi; Microsporidia; Unikaryonidae
Product: homeobox domain-containing protein
Exons: 1
Coding region: 1-324 (107 amino acids)
Biological process (GO): regulation of transcription by RNA polymerase II; cell differentiation
Molecular function (GO): RNA polymerase II cis-regulatory region sequence-specific DNA binding
Source: RefSeq, a predicted model, not a curated record